Elgaria multicarinata webbii is the source of this 5637-nucleotide messenger RNA. It is a transcript of the gene ABCA3, whose product is annotated as ATP binding cassette subfamily A member 3. The transcript is spliced from 31 exons. Gene Ontology annotation, cellular component: membrane; intracellular membrane-bounded organelle. Gene Ontology annotation, molecular function: ATP hydrolysis activity; ABC-type transporter activity; lipid carrier activity. Gene Ontology annotation, biological process: transmembrane transport; lipid transport. The record is from RefSeq and is a predicted model, not a curated record. Bases 144 to 5264 code for a protein of 1706 amino acids. Lineage: Eukaryota; Metazoa; Chordata; Lepidosauria; Squamata; Anguidae.
CCCCGGCCCGAGCCAGAAAGCCGGGAUGGCAGCGGAGCCCGCAGCGCCAGGAGCCGCCAAAGGGAAGUCGUCAGCUGCGGGGGCCGGAGCGCUGUGCUGAGCCGAGUCCUGGAUGGUGGUGCCUCUCCCUUUCCGAGGAAAGCAUGGUUUUGCUACGGCAGUUCGGGCUUCUUCUCUGGAAGAACUACAUCUUGCAGAAACGCCAAAUUUUUGUCACGGUCAUCGAGAUCUGCCUGCCGCUGCUGUUUGCUGCGAUCCUCAUUGCCCUUCGGCACCGAGUGCACUCCGUCAACCACCCCAACGCCACCAUCUUCCGUAACGUGCAGGUGGAUAAGCUGCCCAAUUUCUUCUAUUGGCACCCGGGCCCCUGGGAGCUGGCGUACGUCCCCUCCAACAACACAGCUGUGAAGCGCAUCGUUGAGGAAGCGGUGGAGACGCUCGAUAUCGAUAUCAAAGCUCAUGGCUUCCCAUCUGAGAAAAACUUUGAAGACUACAUCCGUAUUGACAAUCACUCCGGCAACGUGUUGGCUGGACUGGUAUUUGAACGCUGCUUUGCUCACAGUCAGGAGCCCUUGCCAUUGCAGGUCAGUUACCGGCUACGUUUCAAAUACAGCCCUCGGAACGCCCCUGCAGAUGAGCAGACCGGACUGAACCCCAACCGGGACCGAGACUGGCACACCAGCUACCUCUUCCCAUUGUUACAAUUACCCGGCCCCCGAGAACCCAAGUAUUAUGACGGAGGGACGCCAGGAUACUUCCGGGAAGGUUUCCUGGCAAUCCAGCAUGCCGUGGACAAGGCCAUCAUGCAGUACCACACCAACGGUUCUGCCGCGGAGCUCCUCGAUAGGGUCACCGUGGUGGUCCGGCGCUUCCCCUACCCGCCGUACGUGAAUGACCUCUUCCUCCUGGCCAUUCAGAACCAGCUCCCGCUGCUGCUCAUGCUGAGCUUCACCUACACCUCGCUCAACAUCGUCCGCGCUGUGGUGCACGAGAAGGAGAAGAAGCUGAAGGAGUACAUGCGGAUGAUGGGUCUCAGCAACUGGUUGCACUGGAGUGCCUGGUUCCUCAUGUUCUUCCUCUUCCUCUUGGUGUCCAUCUUCUUUGUCACUGUGCUCUUCUCCGUCAAGGUGAGCGAGCAGGGAGCGGUGCUCACCAACAGCGACCCAACUCUGGUUUUCACCUUCCUGGCAGUCUUCUCCAUCUCCACCAUCUCCUUCAGCUUCAUGGUCAGCACCUUCUUCUCCAAAGCAAAUGUGGCUGCCGCUGCCGGGGGAUUCCUCUAUUUUUUCUCCUACAUCCCCUACUUCUUCAUCUCUCCACGCUAUGACCUCAUGACCCACGACCAGAAGCUUUCGUCCUGCCUCCUCUCCAACGUCGCCAUGGCCAUGGGAGCCCAGUUGAUCGGCAUGUUUGAAGGCAAAGGCACUGGGGUGCAAUGGAGGGACUUGAUGAAGCCGGUCAGCGUGGACGAUAACUUCACUGUGGGUCAUGUGCUGGGGAUGUUACUGCUGGACUCUGUGCUUUACGGCUUGGUGGCUUGGUACGUGGAGGCCGUGUUCCCGGGAGAGUAUGGCAUCCCACAGCCCUGGUACUUCUUCUUAUUGCCAUCAUACUGGUGUAGCAGUCCUCAGACAGUUUUGGGAAAAGAGAAAGAGGAGGAGGAAGACCCAGAGAAGGCCCUAAAAAGCCAGUACAUAGAAGAAGAGCCAUCAGAUCUGGUGUCAGGAAUUAAAAUCAAGCACCUGUCCAAGGUGUUCAAAGUAGGGAACAAGACCAGGGAAGCCGUUCGGGACCUGACUCUGAACAUGUACGAGGGGCAGAUCACGGUUCUUCUGGGACACAACGGGGCGGGAAAAACAACCACGUUGUCCAUGCUCACAGGGCUGUAUCCUCCCACAAGUGGCCAGGCCUACAUCAACGGCUACGAGAUCUCCCAGGACAUGGUCCUGAUCCGGAAAAGUCUUGGCCUUUGCCCUCAGCAUGACGUCCUCUUCGACCACAUGUCGGUGGAAGAGCACCUGCACUUCUACUCUGGGCUGAAAGGUUUCCCCGUCGAGAAAUACCCAGAGGAGAUCAACCGCAUCCUUUACAUCCUCAAUCUACAGGAGAAACGCGUUUGUUUGUCAAAGGCCUUGUCCGGAGGCAUGAAGCGGAAACUCUCUAUUGGCAUUGCACUCAUUGGGGACUCCAAGGUGGUGAUGCUGGACGAGCCGACCUCCGGCAUGGACCCCGUUUCUCGCCGAGCCACCUGGGAGCUCUUGCAGCAGCAGCGCAGCAGCCGCACCAUCCUGCUCACAACGCACUUCAUGGACGAGGCGGAUCUGCUGGGGGACCGCAUUGCCAUUAUGGCGAACGGGGAGCUGCAGUGCUGCGGGUCGUCGCUCUUCCUCAAGCACAAAUACGGUGCAGGAUACCACAUGGUGAUGGUGAAGGAGCUAUGCUGCAACCUUGAGGAAAUCUCCCGUCUCAUUCACCAUUACGUGCCCAAAGCCACCCUGGAAAGCAAUGCUGGAGCAGAGCUCUCCUUCAUCCUGCCCAAAGAGAGCACACACAGGUUUGAGGCCCUGUUCACAGAGCUGGAAUUACGGCGGGAAGAACUGGGCAUUGCCAGUUACGGAGCCUCGGUCACUACUAUGGAGGAGGUGUUCCUCAGAGUCGGCAAGCUGGUCGAUUCCAGCAUGGACAUUCAAGCCAUCCAGCUGCCAGCUUUGCAGUACCAGCACGAACGGCGGUCCAACGACUGGGCCGUGGACGACUCCAGCAGCCUGAGCGGAAUGACGGACAUGACGGACGACAGCGGGGCUCUGAUCACGGAAGAUUGCUCCAACAUUAAGCUGAACACGGGGUUCUACCUCUGCUGCCAGCAGUUCUAUGCCAUGUUCAUGAAGAGGGCCAUGUACAGCUGGCGCAACUGGAAGAUGGUGGCUGGCCAGUUCCUGGUUCCUCUGAUUUUCACCGCCUUCGCCUUGGUCGUGGCCAAGACCUUUCCGGGCCCUCGGGACUCUUUGCUGCUGAAGCUGACGUUGAAUCCGUACGGCCAGACGACGGUGCCGUUCUCGGUCUCCCAAGGACCCAGCGCGGCUCAGAGGUUGGCGGCACAGUAUAAGGAUGUGAUUGCCGCUCAGCACCAAAAGCCGUUGGAGGUGGUGGGUAACCUCCAGGAAUACCUGAUUUCUCGCGCAUCCGAAGAGGGCGGUGCCUUUAAUGAGCACUACAUUGCAGCAGCUUCUUUCGAGGAAACGGAGGACCGAAUACGGGUCAUGGCUCUCUUCAACAACCAGGCAUAUCAUUCCUCCGCGGCAGCGCUGCUGCUGGCAGACAACGCCUUGCUGAAGUUCCUGGCCGGCCCGAACGCUUCCAUCACAGUUGCUAACUAUCCACAGCCCCGCAACGUGACGGAGACGGCGAAGGACCAGCUCAUGGAAGGCCAGACGGGAUUUGCCAUUGCGAUCAACUUGCUCUACGGAAUGGCUUCCCUGUCCAGCACCUUUGCGCUCUUGUUAGUCAGCGAAAGGGCCAUCAAGGCCAAGCACGUGCAGUUCGUCAGCGGGGUCUACGUCAUCAAUUUCUGGCUCUCAGCUCUCCUGUGGGACCUCAUCAACUUCCUCACUCCUUGCAUCCUCAUACUGGUGAUAUUCCAGGCCUUCAGCGUGAAAGCUUUCACCGAGGACAACCACCUGGUCGAUGUGAUGCAGAUCUUUCUCCUCUACAGUUGGGCCAUCAUCCCUCUCAUGUACCUGCUCAGCUUCUUCUUCUCCGUAGCAGCCACGGCCUACACACGCCUCACCAUCUUCAACAUCUUCUCAGGCACCGCCACCUUCCUGGCGGUCACGAUCAUGAGCUUCCCAGAGCUUGGGUUGGUGGAUCUCUCGGCGACGUUGGAUAAAGUCUUUCUCAUCCUGCCCAACUAUUGCCUGGGACAAAGCAUCAGCGACUUCUACCAGAAUUACGAAUUCAUUCAGUUCUGCACCUCUUCUUUGAAAGCUUCUUUCAUCUGCAAAGCAUUUAAUAUCACCUACCAACCCAAUUACUUUGCCUGGGAGAGCCCCGGGAUUGGCAAAUACUUGACCGCCAUGGCCGUGCAAGGGCUCUUCUUCCUCCUCCUCCUCUUCCUCAUCGAGACCAACCUCCUUUGGAGAGUGAGGACCAUAGUCUGCGGCAUGCGGCGGAGGCGGAAGUGGAUGCUGCUGCUGAACAGAGUCCCUGUGCUGCCAGAAGACCGAGACGUCGCAGACGAGAGGAAGAAGGUUUUGGAGUCGCCAACGUCGUCGAUUUCGUCGCUGAACAGUCCCCUAGUCAUCAAGGAACUUACCAAGGUGUACAGCAGCCGGGACUCGUGCUUGGCGGUGGACAGAAUCUCCCUGGCGGUCAGCAAGGGCGAGUGCUUUGGCCUCCUUGGCUUCAACGGGGCAGGCAAGACCACCACUUUCAAGAUGCUGACGGGGGACGAGAGCAUCACGUCGGGAGACGCCUAUGUGGACGGGCACAGCAUUCUGGCCAAUAUCAAAAAGGUCCAGCAGCGGAUUGGCUACUGCCCUCAGUUUGAUGCCCUUUUGGAUCACAUGACCGGGAGGGAGACCUUGAGCAUGUACGCCCGGUUGCGGGGCAUCCCCGAGCGGUACAUCGGCAGCUGCGUGGAGAACAUGCUGCGAGGGUUGCUCCUGGAGCCGCACGCGAACAAGCUGGUCAGGACGUACAGUGGCGGCAACAAGCGGAAGCUGAGCGCCGGGAUAGCCCUGAUCGGUGGGCCCCCGGUCAUCUUCCUUGACGAGCCGUCCACUGGCAUGGACCCUGUGGCCAGGCGCCUGUUGUGGGAUGCAGUCGCCAGGACGCGGGAAUGUGGGAAGUCCAUCAUUAUUACGUCUCACAGCAUGGAGGAGUGUGAGGCCUUGUGCACCAGGCUGGCCAUCAUGGUAAACGGGCAGUUCAAAUGCCUGGGCAGCCCUCAGCACCUGAAGAGCAAAUUCGGCAGCGGGUACACCCUGCUGGCAAAAACCCACAGCGACGACGAGGACAACCUGCAGGCCUUCAAGGCGUUUGUGGAGAAAACUUUCCCAGGGAGUGUCCUGAAGCAUGAACACCAGAGCAUGGUCCAUUAUCACCUCACCAAUAAGAACCUCAGCUGGGCACAGGUCUUUGGGGCGCUCGAGAAAGCCAAAGAGAAGUACUACGUGGAGGAUUAUUCCGUCAGCCAAAUAUCGUUGGAGCAAGUCUUCAUGAGCUUCACCCGUUUCCAGCACUACAUGGAGGACCGAGGGAAAUGAGCUGGGGGGCCGCCCCCCCCCCCGCCUGCUCCACGGACUGACCUGCCUAUACAUAGUAUACAUAGAGACAGUAAUUUAUAUUAUCAACCAUGUCUUUCGACAGUGCAUCCGAGGAUGGACGUUCACGGCUGGCGGGCGAGGACACAGAGGGGGGGGAGGCUCCCGCUCAUGCCGUGGCACUGGGAUCAGGAGGGUGAGGGGGGACACACACGUGUGUGCCGGUGUACCUUGGCAUGGGCGCGGCUCGGGCAAAAGGAAUGAAGGCCUUUCAAGGUGGCCUGCCCAUCCUACCAGCUCUCUCACUCCACCUUCAAGCCAACAGAAGAGGGCCAGGGGCCGGUAGUCAACUCCUGGUGCCGCGAUGGCAGGCAGG